CACGUUUCAUUUUCUGGCGUCUCUCAAGUCUCAAAGCGAGCAGCGAAAGUUGAAUUACAAAGCUUUGUCUGCUCUUUAUAACUUCUAGUUAUCAAUAAUGUGAAGUGUAAAUCAUUGUAGUUUAAGUUAUGUUGCUUUCAACCUUGGUGAUUUUGCGGAGUUGAACUUUUGGUGAAUAAAUUAAUAAAACGACGAAAUAAUGGCGUGCAGUAUAAAAUACGAGGUUGGGUAUGAAGACAAUCGCUUCGAGAUUGUUGUCAGUCAAAGAUUUCACUGCCCCAUUUGUUUGCUGGUUCUUAAAGAUCCCGUUAUGUGCAAGAACGAACACUACUAUUGUUCUUCAUGUAUGAAAAAGCAUUUGGAAAACUCCUCAUUUUGUCCGACGUGCCUUGAACACCUCAGUGUUGACACACUGAGGCCAGCAUCGAGGAUUGUCAAUGAUUAUAUAUCUGAGCUGAAUAUUCAUUGUGAUUUCUACACCAGAGGAUGCCCUGAAAUGGUUCAAGUUGAAAAUCUCAAACGUCACGUUGCAAGUUGUGGAUUCUCUCCCGUGCAAUGUUCGAAUGAUGGAUGUAAUGUUCUUGUGAAUGCCAGUGACAAGCUUCACCAUGAAACUGAAGUAUGUGAUUUUAGGAAAAUGAAAUGUUAUGAUUUUGAUCAAAUCAAGAAUGAAGCGAAAGAAAUGAAAGAUGAAAUGCUGGCUCGUCAAGAUGACAUGCAACAUGAAAUGAAAGGAAUUAAAGAGGAAAUGAAAGGUGAAAUAAAGAAUAAAGUGAAAGAGGGAAUGAAAGAAAUUAUGGAAAAUGAAAUGAAAGGGCUGGUUGAAAAUGAAAUGAAGGAAAUGAGAAACCGAAUCAGAAAUGAAAUGAGAGAUAUGAAAAUAGAAAUAAAGAAUGAAAUGAAAGGAAUGAUUGAAAAUGAAAUUAAAGGAAUGAAAGAGGAAAUGAAAGAAAUAGUUACAAAUGCAGUGCGAGAUGCAAUGGCGGGAAUAAAAAAUCCCAAUAUUGAAAUGAAAAAUUCAAUACAAGGCCCACAAGCAUUAUGUUCUUCACAUGGUGCAAUCACACCUUUCAGCGGUAUUGGAAACCAGUCGGCAACGCCUACUCCAUUCAAUUUCAGUGUAACCUCAGGUGCUCACAGCCAUCUAUUCAAUGUCGGUCAAACAACUGAGCAACCUAGUCUGUUCAACAUGGGAGCUACAACUACAACACCUAGAGUCUACAGAAAAGCCGUAAGACGCCCCCGAUGGUAAGUCAUUGUCGAUCGGUACCUGACAAUAAAUGACUGACCAAACUGGAUUCUGCAGGUUUUGAAGGUCGUACCUGUUGUUGUUUUUUUUUUGCAUGAAGACCGAAUGGUAGUCACUGGAGGUUUUGAUGAGUGCAAAAAUGAACACAAUAAAGUGUUUGAAUGUUGCAGAUCCAGCAACCGGACAUGGAAAAAUUUUGCUGUCAAUGUUUUUGUCACAUGCUACUAGCAUAAAGUUGUCAACCAUGAUUGGCUGUUUAUUUUUGGAUCUGGGUGGUUUAAUGGUGAUACUGACAAGAGACUGUCCAAAUAUUCAUGCAACCAGAAAAUUUCUUUUCCCCCAUCACUUUUCUAAUGAUCCAUCACUUCGAUAACGACCAUUGUUCAUCCACCAUAACCAGGCCACCAUAUUUUUGCUAUUAUUGUGUAUGCACCUCCUCACAAUUUUUUGACAGCCAUUACUGUGUUCAAAGAUCAGUAUACUAUAGUGUAUAUAGAGAAUAAUACAUGGGUGUGCGGAAAUACCAGAUUUAUUUCGAGUGUUGAACACGAUAUCUCAAGAGUGAGCGCAGUGGACAAGUGAGAUAUCAUGUUCAACACAAGAAAUAAAUCGGGAAUUUCCAAGCAUCCAUGUAUUUUUCUGUUUAUUAUAUAAAGGACAGUCUUUGAAAAGUGAUAAUUUUUACAGAAAAGCGAUAAUUAAUUGAAAAGCGAUAAUUUUUGUAUCAUAAAUAAUCACACAUGUGAGAUUAUCAGUUCUAUCAGUGGUUGAAAUCUCUAUAAAGCACUAUACAUUUUAUAGUAAAUAUUAUUAUUACAACAUUUAUAACAAUUGUUGUUUAGGGACGGACCAUUAGAAAAGUGAUGGGGGAGGGGUGGGAGCCGUGGGACAUUUCCAACCCAACAACCAAAAUUUUUUCGGACUAACAUCAGAUACAAAAAAUUUUUCCCUCACAAAUUCUAGUUAAAAUAUGCUUAAAACCUUUUUUUGCACCAAUAUCUUCAAUAUUUAGGUUUAGAAACAUUCUCACACCAUUACUUCUAUCAAAAAAGUUUUAUUUUCCAAAUUUGGGGGCCACCCUUACACAACUUAUAAUUUUCCCUAUUGAAAAGUCUCUGCACGAAUUUUUUUAAAACUUUUCGUGCUCGAAUUUUUUUUUCUGUUCCCCCUGCUUUAUUUUUGCUUUUGCCCCAUCACUUUUCUAAUGGUUUGCCCCUUACUAAUAUUUGCAUUGUGUUCUGUUUGUAAGACAUUAAAUGUUUGUCUCAAAUUUCUGUCCUUGACUAUUCCUUGAAAUGUCCUUAUGACCUUUUUUUCAUUCGGAGCAGGUACGAAUCUUGGUUAAAUUGCCUAUUAUCCAAAGUGGAUUAUUUUUAGCAUCAAGUGGGCAGGAUGUCACUAGUCUCACUAUAGUGAACUGGUAAAAUAUUUGUUGAAGUUUAAGCGAUGUCAUGACUGCAUGAUGCUAAUAUUGACGUCACAAAACACGUCUUAAAUGACAUUCUAAAUUUGGCAAAAAUUUAUGAUAUGUGUAUGUAAGUCUGAAUUUACUUUUCAGCUGUGGACAGUAUAGUUGGUUUGUGUUUUAUAGCCACAUCAAAUACACUUAAAAUUCUUCAUGGUACGUCAUCUGAUUAACACACUCUCAUUGAAGUCAAAAACCCACUCAGGCAGGAAUUCGUUAUUGAACUUAGGAAACGUUUUUGCAAUUUCGUUUAUUUCUCUUAGAAUAGACCAGCUUUGAAACUUUUUGUAUAAUGGAGGAUAGGCUCGUCAAAUCGCGACAAAAAUAUUUAUUCUCUUAUAACUUGGAUAAAACUCUGGUAAACUUGAAAAAAUAUUUGAAAAACUGUGUUCUCAAUUUAAUCAAAAACCCUGGUUUAGAAAAAGCUCAACAAUCUCAUUAUUAAAUUCCACCUUAUUUUCACUAGCCUUUGUUAAAAACAUCCAUAAGAAAAAUCUAAAAUUUCGAUCAAAGGCCGGCUGCUCGCCUCGAGACAUACAGCAUGUUGUCAGGUUCAAGGUUAAAAUGCGGAUCCGUUCCGCAUUUUAACCCCAUAUCCGUUCCGCAUUUUAACCCCAUCCGUUUCGUUCCGCAUUGUAACCCCAUAACUGCUCGAAAUUAGAAAAAUUUCUUUCCUGUUUAGAAAAACGUUCGCAGUGACCAGCAAGUAACUGCCGUUAGAAAGAACAAAAUAUAAGAAAUUGAUCAAAAUUGUCUCAUUUACUCAUUGAGCCUGCUAUUUCCUGCACUUUAGAAGAAGAUUUACAGAGUUCUAAAGGUAACAAAAUGUCAUAAAAUAUCUGAAAUUUCUCUGUCUACAUGCGUAACUGAAAUAAUAUCAAUUAAC
Paramuricea clavata is the source of this 3600-nucleotide messenger RNA. The record is from the annotation of a GenBank genome assembly. NCBI's taxonomy places the organism in Eukaryota, Metazoa, Cnidaria, Anthozoa, Malacalcyonacea, Plexauridae.